Messenger RNA from Poecilia latipinna (sailfin molly), 1692 nucleotides. RefSeq names its product butyrophilin subfamily 3 member A3. Lineage: Eukaryota; Metazoa; Chordata; Actinopteri; Cyprinodontiformes; Poeciliidae. Gene Ontology annotation, molecular function: protein binding. Bases 86 to 1393 code for a protein of 435 amino acids. The transcript is spliced from 10 exons. The record is from RefSeq and is a predicted model, not a curated record.
AUUUUAAAAAAACAAAAGCGUCAUUCAACCCCAACUUAGACAGUCUUCUUUAUUUUCAUGUUUUGUUGCUGCAUCUUAAUUGAGCAUGAGGCUGGACUAUGGGAGCUGCAAUGAUGGAUUUCUGAUGCACAAUCUGACUGGUUUGUGUUGCUCUGCAGAUUGUAGGAGAAUGACACGGGCACAGACAGCAGCCAAGAUGAUGCAGUGUUUUCACUUCAUGGUCGAGCCGGCCAAAAACCUGACAGCCAAGAUUAAGGAGUCGAACAAGAGAGCAAAGAGAGAGAAGAAGGAGCCUCUGGAUGAGGAUCAGCUGUUUGUGGUGGAGCUGGCGAAAGACCUGAGCCGGGUCUGCCAGAGGUCAGAAGUCCUGGAGCACAUCUGUAACCAAGAUGACACUUGGUCGUCUCCUCUCUGCCGACUCUUCGUCCUGCAGUCGGCAUCCAUGCUAGAGAACAAGACACUGAUGCAGACUGAUGGCUGGCCAGAGAUGGACGAGGGCAAGCAGCCUGAUCUGAUUAACGGACAGGACCUGGAGCGGGCCAAAGCCGUCAUCCUUAACUGGAUCAAAGACCUGAGGGCCCAGCCUGAGCAAAGCGUGUGGCCCGGAGAACCAGUCGCCAAGAUCCUGGAGGACCUCCAGUCAGCCUGGCGCUGGGGACGCGCGCCCAAUCUCCUGACUGCUAUGGAGUUGGUUCUGUGGACUUUAGCGUCUCAGCGACCUGACAAGAACACCAUCCCACAGCAGUGGCUUUUGUGGAAGCAGAGAACUCACAAGAUUGGUGCCAUAUCCUACAUUCCUCAGCCAGUGUGGGACUGGAUUGGAGAUGCUGCAGUGGAGGUAACUCUGGAUCUGGACACGGCCAACCCAGACCUGCUCAUCUCUGCCGACGAGAAGAGGAUGCGCUGCGGCUUCGAGCGGAAGGAUGUUCCCAACUACCACCAGCGCUUCGACGGGUGGUGGUGCGCCGUCGGCCUGCACGGCCUGGGCUCCGGCCGCCACUACUGGGAGGCGGAGGUGGGUGAGCGCGACUGGCGGCUGGGCGUGGCCAAAGAGUCGGCGCUGAGGAAGGGCUUCAAGUCGCUGAACACUGACACCGGGUACAUGACCCUGCGGCUGGAGAGGGGCACCGAGUUUAAAGCACUGACGGUCCCCUUCACCGCCUUGCCACCGGGCCUGAUCCCCCGUAAGGUGGGCGUCUACCUCGACUACGACAACGGCCAGCUGUCCUUCUACGACGUGGACAAACACUUGCACAUCUACACCUACAACGAGACCUUCACCGAGAGGCUGUUCCCGUUGUUUGGUACAGUGGAGAUUGUUAGGGAUCUGGUGAUCCGGUCUCCAACACCUAAGACCCACUGUCUCUGCCCCACAUCCUGCCUGUGGGCCUAGGUUCCUCCACCACCACCCACCAGUCAGGUUUUCCUGUAUGAGCCAGUAUAGUUAGAGUAUAAGAACCCAGAAUAGCGGUGCAAUCCUGAUAUAAAUGACCACUCUGUAUGCUGCUUCUGCUUUAAUGUGACUUCUGCUGCUAUUUUCUCAACAUAGAGUUAGAGCACCACCCUCUGGUCUUUUGUGUUUUCAGACAUUUGAGCAGAAACUCCAAUGUAAAAAAAACAACUUCUGUAUUGUGCAAUACUAAUAUGAUAACAACAAAGCACUUCUGUGAAUAAAGAAUAAAUCAAAUUCAG